CCGCGGAGGGGGCGAGGGCGGCGCCCGGGUGCCCGCCGCCCCGGAGGCAGGAUGAGCAUCGAGAUCCCGGCGGGACUGACGGAGCUGCUGCAGGGCUUCACGGUGGAGGUGCUGAGGCACCAGCCGGCGGACCUGCUGGAGUUCGCGCUGCAGCACUUCACGCGCCUGCAGCAGGAGAACGAGCGCAAAGGCGCCGCGCGCUGCGGCCAGGAGGGCAGGACCUGGGGGGACGCGGGCGCCGCCGCCGCCGGGGGCGGCACUCCCAGCAAGGGGGUCAACUUUGCCGAGGAGCCGGUGCACGCUGACUCGGAGAACGGGGAGGAGGAGGAGGCCGCGGACGCAGACGCAGGGGCGUUCACCGCUCCAGUAAUAAACCGAUUCACGAGGCGUGCCUCGGUGUGUGCAGAAGCUUAUAAUCCUGAUGAAGAAGAAGAUGAUGCAGAGUCCAGGAUUAUACAUCCUAAAACUGAUGAUCAAAGAAAUCGAUUACAAGAGGCUUGCAAAGACAUCCUGCUGUUUAAGAACUUGGAUCCGGAGCAGAUGUCUCAAGUCUUAGAUGCCAUGUUUGAAAAAUUGGUCAAAGAAGGGGAACAUGUAAUUGAUCAAGGUGAUGACGGUGACAACUUCUACGUAAUCGAUAGAGGAACAUUUGAUAUUUAUGUAAAAUGCGAUGGUGUUGGAAGGUGUGUCGGUAACUACGAUAAUCGUGGGAGUUUCGGUGAGCUGGCCUUAAUGUACAACACACCCAGAGCGGCCACGAUCACCGCCACCUCCCCUGGUGCUCUGUGGGGCUUGGACAGGGUAACCUUCAGGAGAAUAAUUGUAAAAAAUAAUGCCAAAAAGAGAAAAAUGUAUGAAAGCUUUAUCGAGUCCCUGCCAUUCCUUAAAUCUUUAGAGGUUUCUGAACGCCUGAAAGUGGUAGAUGUGAUAGGCACCAAAGUCUACAACGAUGGGGAACAAAUCAUUGCUCAGGGAGAUUUGGCUGAUUCUUUUUUCAUUGUAGAAUCUGGAGAAGUGAAAAUUACUAUGAAAAGGAAGGGAAAAGUAGAAACGGAAGAGAACGGUGCAGUGGAAAUUGCUCGGUGUUCCCGCGGACAGUACUUUGGAGAGCUUGCUCUGGUGACUAACAAACCCCGAGCAGCUUCCGCACACGCCAUCGGGACUGUCAAAUGUUUAGCCAUGGAUGUGCAGGCAUUUGAAAGGCUUUUGGGACCUUGCAUGGAAAUUAUGAAGAGGAACAUCGCCACCUAUGAAGAGCAGUUAGUGGCCCUGUUUGGAACAAACAUGGAUAUUGUGGAACCCACUGCAUGAAGAAGAAGUGUGGAGCAAGGAGACCUGUAGUGACGAAUCACGCAGUAGUGGUUAGCCCACUGGGAAUGUGUUUGUGUAGAUGCCAAGCGUUUUCUGUGACUUCAGGUUUUUUCCUUUUUUUAUAAUUACAACGUAUCUGUAAACAGAGUAGUGAUUUAAUAGUCAGUAGGCUUUAACAUCACUUUCUAAAGAGUAGAUCAUAAAAAUAUUGACAAACGGAUAAAAUGACUUUCUACUCCACAAAAUUAUGAUUUGACUGACAGGCUUACUCAAAUGGUUGUAAUAUAUUGAAAGUAUCUGUGUUUAAGAAGAUAAUACGAGGAUGUUAUCAUAGGUGGUAUGUGUUCAUUUUGACUUACUGAGACUGCUGUGUUAGUGAUAUGCCCAUGUAAGAGGGGACCUGGCAGUGAAUCAUGCCAUGCAGCAUGACCUUGUAUUCUUUUCACAACUCGUUACAUAGAGUAAGUAGAAUUUUAAUCAUUUUUGUUUUAAAGAUUUUCUGGCUUGAUAAGUUAUGUGCUGGCCUUGGCCUCUUGGUGAAAUGGUACAAAACAUCAUAUGCAAUUUGAAAACCUUUUAUAUUUUUGCAAUAAAGUACAUUUUGACUUCUUUGGCAUAUGUCAGUCACCUACAUAUUCCAGUGGUUUUAAGGACAGGCAAUUUAGUCAUUAUGAUAAUAGGGAAGAGUCUUUUUUAGGUGAGAGGUCAUUAACACAUUUUCCUUAUAAAGACUCUUUCUCUGCUUCCUUUUUUCAUUUUGCAAUUCUCUGUAUUCUUUGGCUUUAAAAAUUAUUUUGACAUGUAAUGUCACAAAGCUUUUUAAAAAAGCUAUUUAAACUUACUUGUCUUCUAAAAGCCUAAGAUCUUAUAUAUGCUAUAAAAGAAAAAAAAAACCCUCCUAUACCAAAAAUAUUUUGGGUCCUUAUCCACAUGCCCACAGGAUAUUUCUUUGUUCUUCACUUAGGCAUACAUAAGACAAUCCUUUGCAGACAUCUGCUCCCAUGUUUUCCUCCAAGGUGGUAGAAAUAAUUUUUUAUAAGCAAAACCAUAUAUAAAGAUAAAAGGGAUUUCUGCCCAUUCCACAUAUACCAUUAGGCCUUGCCAUUUGCUUUAAUCUAGACUCACAGGUAAAAGUGCAGAAGGAACGCAAACUGAAUAGAUUUUCAUAACUGUUGUGCUUAUUGUUCUGCUACAUAAGGUGAAUUUAAUUCUGUUCAGCCAGAGCAAUAUACCCUUACAUGAUUUCUAGGCCUACAUGAUCCCAGUGUCGACAGAGAUUGAUUCUAACCAGUUCACUUUUAAGUGAGCAGUUUCAUUUUGGGAAACAUUUCAAAGAAAUAAUAUACAUGGGUAAAAUUAUUGUGUGGCUGGUGUGGUCUUAUUAGAGAAUGUUUAUGGUCUUACUUGUGUAAUGAAAACGUGGUUAAAAUAUGUUAAUCAGAGACUGUAUAUAUAAGAAGUUAAAGUAUGUAAAGUAUAACUUCAGCCACAUUUUAGAAUACAGUUUAACAACUUUGCAAACUUUCUGGUAGGAAGAGAACUUACUACAUGAGGAUGACUUGUUUUCUAUUUCAGAUUUUAUUUUGAAAGCCAUGUCUGUUAAACAAGAAAAAACACAUCGAACCCCGAAUUCCUGGUUCAUCAUUCUGUGUUCUUAGCUUGAUUCACUUUUUCAAGUUACCUGUUUUGUUGCCUAAGCUGAUUGUUACCUCUUCAUGGGAUAGCAGACAGAUGCCUGUGUAAUAAAGAACUCUGACCAAGGCUGUA
Ceratotherium simum simum (southern white rhinoceros) is the source of this 3078-nucleotide messenger RNA. It is a transcript of the gene PRKAR2B, whose product is annotated as protein kinase cAMP-dependent type II regulatory subunit beta. Gene Ontology annotation, biological process: negative regulation of cAMP-dependent protein kinase activity. NCBI's taxonomy places the organism in Eukaryota, Metazoa, Chordata, Mammalia, Perissodactyla, Rhinocerotidae. The record is from RefSeq and is a predicted model, not a curated record. Gene Ontology annotation, cellular component: cAMP-dependent protein kinase complex; cytosol. Gene Ontology annotation, molecular function: cAMP-dependent protein kinase inhibitor activity; cAMP binding; protein kinase A catalytic subunit binding.